Messenger RNA from Aspergillus steynii IBT 23096, 674 nucleotides. RefSeq lists its product as uncharacterized. The coding region runs from base 118 to 615 and encodes 165 amino acids. The transcript has a single exon. The record is from RefSeq and is a predicted model, not a curated record. NCBI's taxonomy places the organism in Eukaryota, Fungi, Ascomycota, Eurotiomycetes, Eurotiales, Aspergillaceae.
ACAAUUCAAUGCAGUUAGGAACACUAAUAUGCACCAGCAAAAGGAAAAAGACCAGUCUAAUAAAUCUGAGCCCCUGGAGACCCCAGGCUCCUCACCCACAAGAAAACAACCUCAAUCAUGUUAAAAAGACUAUCUCAUCUACAGAUCCUCCAACUUAAUGUUGGCCGAAACUGGGAAGCGCAUGAAACCGCGCUACAACUGGCUUUUGAGAAUAAAUGUCAUGCAGUACUGAUUCAGGAGCCCUGGAUUUUUACAGACCGCUCCCGCCGGCUAUCUAAACACCAUCCAUCCUUCCACCAACUAGCUCCGGCAGAGGAUUGGUCCGAAAGACCCCGGGUCCUCACUUAUAUCCUCAAACACCCACACCUAAGAGCCGAGAUCAUCCCCUUUGGCCCCCCAAAUAGGGACAUACUCGCUGUCCAGAUCAUCACCUCCCAAAAAACAGCCCUCCUUGUAAACUUAUACAACGCCCCCGCUGGGUCUGUAGGGGAAGGUCAAGGCUUAGACCGCCUAAUAUCACAGUCACUCCCAACUUCUCCCUGCCUCCUGGCUGGGGACUUCAAUCUCAGGCACCCUGCAUGGCAGUCCUUGGCACAAGCCUCCCCAUUUGGAUGAGUAUAUGAUGAUCCUUUCGUUAGAAUUGAUGAAAAUGAUGAUAUUCAACCAAGUGGCGG